Molecule: messenger RNA, 2547 nt
Organism: Coregonus sp. 'balchen'
Lineage: Eukaryota; Metazoa; Chordata; Actinopteri; Salmoniformes; Salmonidae
Source: the annotation of a GenBank genome assembly
GUCACAGUACCUUUUACCACUUGGAAUCGUGAUCAUCCUCUCUGAGUUGUGCAGUUUGAGUGUUAACCUCAGUCUCCCUCCACGAGAAGAUGCAGGCCUUUGCCGUCGCUGCCCUCUCCAUCUGGCUGUGUCUGGGUGCCACCACCCUGGCAGAGUCCCACGGCCCACAACACUGCAGUAAGGAUUAUCUGCUUUAUAUCUACUUGUAGAAGUUAAUGUUUGCUGUGCACUAUGUGGAAAACUGCUGUGACUUGUAUGACUAUUUUGGUAAUAUUGUCAAGGAUAAACCAACAGUCUCUUCUAAAUUAAAUUAUACCUAUAUAUUUGAAAAUCUGUCUAACUGCCGUCUUUGUCUUUAAGCAUCACCUAAUAUGACUGGGGUCCUGACUGUGGUGAGUAGCCCUCUUGUCCAUUCAACCUUAUCAAUAUCCAGUGUCAUGUAAGAACACUGUGUGGCCAUAUUGCAUUAUUUCUAUACCAAACCAGAUUCUCAGUUCAGGCAACCCUGAAUGUUUUCCCUGAAUGCAACCCUGAAUGUUUUCUCCUAAACACAACCCAAUUGGCAGUUGGCUUAGAUUUAGCAGGUAUAGAAUUGGGUCAUAUUAGUCUUUCUAUAUAUCUUCAUCUCUCUCUCUAUCUAUUUUCUCUCUUGAUAAAACAGAUGGCCCUUACAGGAGGUGAAAUCAAGGCAACUGGACAUUACAGCUACGACUCUACGGACAAGAAGAUACGUUUCACUGAAAGUGAGAUGCACCUCAACAAGACUGAGCAUCUGGAGGACUACCUGAUGCUGUUUGAAGAGGUAACACUGACAACUGACAGAAACAUACAAGGCAAGAUUUCAGUUGAGUCCAACCCAAUUGUAAUUCAGAAUAGCUGCUUUAUAACAUCACAUGUCCUACAUAACAGUUGCAUAACCCACUUGUUACUGUGGUUAUGACACAGCAUCAUCAUAACCGAGGAUUCCUCCUUCUCUACCGUCUCUCUCAGGGGGUCUUCUAUGACAUUGACAUGAAGAACCAGUCCUGUAAGAAGAUGCCUCUGCACUCUCAUGCUCACGCUCUUGAACUCCCCACUGGUGCAGCCCAUCGGGUUGAGCUGUUUUUGGGGAGUGACACUGUUCAGGAGGAGAACAUCAAAGUGAACAUAUGGAUGGGAUCCGUGCCAGAGACUAAGGGUGAGUAUGAUACGCAUUAGGAAUCAACCUGUCAAUGUGAUUUUUAUUAAUGAAGUAUAAUGGUGUAUACAUUGGUUUAUAUAGUGAAGCUAUUAGAAUGUAUCAAAUCAAAGCAUCUGUCUGUCUGUCUCAUCUCCAGGCCAGUAUUUUUUGUCUACUACUGUGGGAGAAUGUCUACCACUCAGCACUUUCUACUCAACUGACUCCAUGACGCUCCUCUUCAGGUGAGUGACAUACUUUUAAUUUGUUUAAUGCAGCUGUAGGGUCACUGAAACCUUCUUGUGCAAUGAAUAAUAGCUGCUACCAUCUGCCUAUAUUUUGCUAUAUCAUAGUACUAGAUUAGUACUUGAGGAAUUAUGGAGAUUUUGUUCUGUAUAUCAGACUCUGAUUGUGCUUACAGUAUACGUAUGUUCGUGUGUCACGAGCAGGAUCUGAACCUUGGUCUCCCACAGGAUAAACCAAUGUCUUGACUGUUAGACCUAGAGGAAAUGUCCAAUUGGGCCGAAGAUGACACUGAUUUUGAAGUUGCAGGCAGGGCUACUAUAUCACGAGACAAUGAGCCCGACUCAUGUCCGCUACACUUGCAUGUUAUUUCUCUCUUCUUCUCACAGCAAUUCCGAAGUGGUCACUGAGGUGAAAGACCCUGAAGUGCUCAAUCUGCCAUCUUUCUGUGAGGGUGUGGAGCUGGAGGAGGCUCCUGAGGGCCAGAAGAAUGACUUCUUUAGUCUGUUCAACAGUGUCUAAGACAGUGGCACCAGGACCUCCAGCCCCAACCAACCAAGAGUGUGGCCAGCUAAUCCACCUAGAUGUUUCUCUCCCUCUCAUGACUACAUUUGAGUGUUUCAUUGCAAUCUCUUCUCUUCUGUUAGACAAGAUAUAUAUCAUAAUAUACUUUCUUUGUUGAUUCCUCGUUGAAGACAUUGCAUAAAGAUUAAUCAGAUGAAAAAAGGAAAGUUAAUGUCAAGUUGUCAUGUUAAUGUAAUCUCUAUGUUUGAAGAGGAUAUAAGGGGAUAUAACGUUUGUAAUUUACACUAUUAAUCUGUCACUUAAAGUUGCUAAUGCGUAGGAGGUCUGCAUAGGCAAAUUAGAUAAUAAAAACUCAACAUCUUUUCGAGUCUCCAAAUGUAUUUAUUUUAUUACCCAAGUCUUCCUCAAAGUCCUCCUCAAACACACAUAAGACUAGAUAAGGCCAUUUCCUCAAGAAAAUGUGUGUGCUUGAUAGUUUAUUAAGGUUUGAGAGAAUUUUAAGUGAGGACUGUUUGAACGUUUCAAAAGUUUGCAGCUUAAAUGGCCAAGGAGCCGGACCAUUUUCUAUAGCUACCGCUGUAUUCCUAUGGUUCUCAUUCAAACCCAUGUUAAUUUAUGCAAAU